AUCACUUUUCUCCAGAGAACAUAAAUGACACAGCCAAGGAGACAUGCCUGAAUUGGUUUUUCAAGAUUGCUUCCAUCAGGGAACUCAUCCCAAGAUUUUAUGUGGAAGCAUCCAUCCUGAAGUGUAACAAAUUCCUCUCCAAAACGGGGAUUUCCGAGUGCCUGCCACGCUUGACCUGCAUGAUCAGAGGGGUCGGGGACCCGCUGGUGGCAGUGUAUGCACGGGCCUACCUGUGCCGGGUGGGGAUGGAAGUGGCUCCACACCUCAAAGAAAGCCUAAAUAAGAACUUCUUUGACUUCCUGCUUACAUUCAAACAGAUUCAUGGAGAUACUGUCCAGAACCAGCUGGUGGUCCAGGGCGUGGAGCUCCCAUCCUACCUCCCCUUGUACUCGCCCGCUAUGGACUGGAUCUUCCAGUGCAUCUCCUAUCGUGCCCCUGAGGCUCUGCUGACUGAGAUGAUGGAAAGAUGUAAGAAGCUAGGAAACAAUGCCUUGCUGUUGAACUCUGUGAUGUCAGCAUUCCGCGCCGAGUUCAUCGCUACCAGGUCUAUGGACUUCAUUGGCAUGAUUAAAGAGUGCGACGAGUCUGGUUUCCCCAAGCAUCUCCUUUUUCGCUCACUGGGGUUAAACUUGGCCUUGGCUGAUCCACCUGAGAAUGAUCGGCUUCAGAUUCUCAAUGAAGCUUGGAAAGUCAUCACUAAGUUGAAGAAUCCACAGGACUACGUUAAUUGUGCUGAAGUCUGGGUGGAGUACACCUGCAAGCAUUUCACGAAGCGAGAGGUGAACACUGUUUUGGCUGACGUCAUCAAGCACAUGACCCCCGAUCGUGCAUUUGAGGAUUGCUACCCCCAGCUUCAGUCAAUAAUUAAGAAAGUUAUCACCCACUUCCACGAUUUCUCAGUGCUUUUCUCAGUGGAAAAAUUUCUACCGUUUCUGGACAUGUUUCAGAAAGAGAGUGUGAGAGUGGAGGUUUGCAAGAGCAUCACGGAGGCCUUUGUCAAGCAGCAGCAGGAGCCCACCAAGGACCCAGUCAUCCUGAAUGCCCUUCUGCACAUCUGCAAGACCAUGCACGACUCUGUGAAUGCACUCACUCUUGAGGAUGAGAAAAGAACACUGGCACAUUUGAUUAAUGGAUUUAUAAAAAUGGUUUCCUUUGGCCGUGACUUUGAACAACAGCUAAGUUUUUAUGUGGAAUGCCGGUCGAUGUUUUGCAGUCUGGAGCCUGUUCUCGUGCACUUGAUCCAUAGUGUAAACCGGCUGGCAAUGGAAACAAGAAAAGUAAUGAAGGGCAAUCACUCCAGAAAGACGGCUGCCUUUGUCCGGGCCUGUGUCGCCUACUGCUUCAUCACCAUCCCCUCACUGGUGGGAGUCUUCACGCGGCUCAACCUCUACCUGCAUUCUGGCCAGGUUGCCUUGGCCAACCAGUGCCUCUCCCAAGGUAAGCCUGUGGUUCUCUUAUCCCUGUUAGUCCUGCAGCUGAGAAAAACUGAGCCAGCUGCAUGGGGGAGAGGGUAAGAUUCCCUUAAGGAGCACAGAGGCCACUGUGGUAUGCGCGCCUGUGAUCCCAAGAAGUAAAACUCCUAGUGUUGGCAGAUGAAGAAGCAACAGAGGCUGGAAGAUUACCUCCAGCAAAGGUAGCAAGACCCUGUCUCAAAACACAAGAAAAGCAAAAGGACUGGAGGUGCUGCCCAGUGGUACAGCACCUAUUUACCAUAGUCCAGCA
Castor canadensis (American beaver) is the source of this 1722-nucleotide messenger RNA. Lineage: Eukaryota; Metazoa; Chordata; Mammalia; Rodentia; Castoridae. The record is from RefSeq and is a predicted model, not a curated record.